This is a messenger RNA of Acanthochromis polyacanthus (spiny chromis), 4054 nucleotides long. Its product is annotated as dual specificity protein phosphatase CDC14AB-like. The coding region runs from base 505 to 1977 and encodes 490 amino acids. The transcript has 14 exons. The record is from RefSeq and is a predicted model, not a curated record. Gene Ontology annotation, biological process: microtubule cytoskeleton organization; cilium assembly; regulation of exit from mitosis. Lineage: Eukaryota; Metazoa; Chordata; Actinopteri; Pomacentridae. Gene Ontology annotation, molecular function: protein tyrosine/serine/threonine phosphatase activity; protein serine/threonine phosphatase activity. Gene Ontology annotation, cellular component: mitotic spindle; centrosome; nucleolus.
UAGCGCUCCCUCUGACUCUGGACGGUUUGGUGCGUCUCCGGCUGCUUUUGCUGGAAUAUUCCGGGAAGCGUUUUAACUUGGACUCGAUGGGACUGAAUGAUUGGCAGGAAAGUGUUUACCUCUUAGUCCCAGAGAGGUCAGAGAUGAUUGAUUUGGCUUUUUUUUGACUUUUGAGACUUUUACUCAGCUGGAUCACCUCAGCAGUUGGGAACAUGGAACCGGAGCUGCAACAUUUCGCCAGCUGAAGACUUUUCUGGACCUUAUGAGAAGUUGGACUUUUUGUCUUCUUAUUUUAAAACAACAACGACAUAAUAACAAGAACAUUGAGGACUCUCUGCUGGAUCUGCUGUCAUGGUGUUUUAGAGUAAACUUAUGUCUCUUUGUGCGCCAAAUGGCAGAUAACCCAGAAAAAGAAAACAUUUUCUGUUUGAAUCAGACUGGAACUGAAAUUCUAAUUUAAUCUGAGACGGAUUUUACCACAGGAAUCUCUUCUUAGUGAGUCAAAUGGCAGAAGAAUAUGAGCAGUCCGGUGCGUCAGAAUUCAUUAAAGACCGACUGUACUUCGCCACAGUACGAGUCAAACCCAAGAACACAGCCAGCACACAUUAUUUCAGCACAGAUGAGGAGUUCUUAUAUGAGAGUUUCUAUGCCGACUUUGGGCCCCUCAACCUGGCCAUGCUGUACAGAUACUGCUGCAAACUCAACAAGAAGCUCAAGUCCUUCACCAUGUCUAGAAAAAAGCUGGUCCACUACACCAGCUAUGACCAGAAGAAGAGAGCCAACGCUGCCGUUCUCAUCGGUGCCUAUGCUAUAAUUUAUUUGAAAAGGAGUCCAGAAGAAGCCUACAGGACUCUGAUCUCAGGAAACAACGCAGUCUACCUACCGUUCAGGGAUGCUGCCGUGGGGGAGUGCUGCUUUAACCUCACCGUUCUCGACUGCUUACAAGGGAUACGCAAGGCAUUACAGCAUGGUUUCCUGGACUUUGAAAGUUUCAGCGCUGAGGAUUAUGAACAUUAUGAGCGAGUAGAAAAUGGAGACAUGAACUGGAUAAUUCCUGGGAAAAUUCUGGCCUUCAGCAGCCCUCACCCUCGCAGUAAAGUGGAGAACGGUUAUCCUCUGCAUGCACCUGAGGCCUACUUUGCGUACUUCCGUCAAAACGAAGUGAGAGCUGUGGUCCGUCUGAACCGGAAGUUGUACGAAGGCAGACGGUUUGAAGAUGCAGGAUUCGAUCACCAUGAUCUCUUCUUCCUGGACGGGACGACGCCCUCUGACCUCAUUGUCAGGCGCUUCCUCCAUGUGUGCGAGAGUACAGAAGGAGCUGUGGCGGUGCACUGUAAAGCUGGCCUGGGUCGUACAGGCACUCUGAUUGGCUGCUACCUGAUGAAACACUUUCGCUUCACUGCAGCAGAGGCCAUAGCUUGGAUCAGAAUCUGCCGACCUGGAUCUGUCAUCGGUCCCCAGCAGAACUUCUUAGAAGAGAAACAGCAUAGUUUGUGGGUGCAGGGAGACGUCCAUCGCUCCAAACAGAAGCUGGUCCAGCAGAGACUCAGUCGGCGGCAGCAGCUUCAGCAGCAGCAGCAUCAACAACAACAACAGCUUCACGACUCCGACUCUGUGGACGGAGGCAAACAGGAGUCGAUGUCCUGCCUGCUGUCCAGCAUGGACGACCUGUCCAUCAACACCACCCUCCACAAGUCAUACAGCCUGGAUGAGAACAACUGCAAGGAAACCAGUCUAACUCAGGGAGACAAACUGAGAGCGAUGAAGGGAAACCGGCCACCAAGAUCAGUCUCAUCCUCCUCCAGGCUAAACUUGUCCAAGGCCUCACACUGCUCCAUCCUUCCUCCGCCCAAGUCCUCUAAAGUCCCCCUGUCCCUCUCCUCAUCUUCAUCUUCUAAAAAGCUGGUACGAAGCUCGUCCUCCUCGGCCACACAGAUUAAGAGCCCCUUCAGCCUCAGUCUCUUCAGCAUUCACUGAACUCCAGCUUUUGCAUGAAGUCGACUCAGACAACGAUGAGGUCAAAACGUGGAUUUGCUCUGAGACUGACCAGGCCUUAAAUAUUUGACCAACCCUGGUAAACCUUUGAAGUAUUUAUCAAAGUUUAACAGAAACAGCAGUUUUGUCGAGUCAAUUCAAAGUUUUGGAAACACUUAAAGGGAUCACUGGUCACUGAUCACAUAAUGAGCAGUGUGAUCAGUGAUCAGUGACCUCAACCAACAAUAUGACAAACCGUAAUUCAUCUGCACGUCUCCAGUAAAUGACAGGCAGAUUAUACAGGUACAAGUGUACUGCAGGAUCAAGCUCACAGAACACGCCACCCUAAUACUUUCUCAGUGUGCUUAUACCAACUUUCUGCAAUCGUUUCUGUAAGUGUUGUUGAAUAUUGUUAUAAAGGCCAAGGUUACGUUCCAUGCAAAUAAAGUCGGUGCCCGGGAGCCUGCCAAUGACUAAUGCUAACGCCACCCAGCUUGCAUCACGCCUGAUCCCAGUGGGUGUGAGCUGACCACCCACUGGAAUCAGGUGUGGCUCCGAGUUGCAUUUUAGGCUGUAAGACUUUCCCACCAGAUGCUUGCAAGCUCCAGGAGGAGGCCCUGACCUCCCUAUUUCAGGUGUUGGAGCUCCGUCUCAUAGGGGUUCUUUGAAUCAGUCUUUGUCUGGCCCCUCCCUGAGGGCCGAUUUGCUUUAGGAGAACUUACCAGAGCCUACAACAUGGCUCCUAUCACAGGGACACACAAUCCCCUUCAAUGGUGCAUGUGGCCUUGGUGCAUGCCACCAUGGUUAUAAAGUCUGGUUUAGAUCCACAAAAGAGCUACUGUUGUAACCUGCCACAGAGUUCUGACUGGACCAUUCAGACUGCCCAUUCUAACCACUGUCCACGAGUGAAAACUUUGAAAAUACAGGGGGCGGCAUAGCUCAGUGGGUAGAGUGGCCGUCUUGCAACCGGAGGGCUGCGGUUCGAUCCCCCGGCCCGUCGUGCUCAUGUCGAGGUGUCCCUGAGCAAGACACCUAACCCCUAAUUGCUCCUGGGGCACUGUACCAUGGCUGACCCUGCACUCUGACCCCCAGGUGAGGGGAUAUGCCCAUCUGGGGGGAUAUUAAUAAGGGAUAUAAAAUUUUUAAAAAAAAGUGUUGGGACUGUACUCUGACACAUGGCAAAGGGUCACUUAGUAACUUGUUCCAAGGACUUGCACACUGCACAUCGUUUACCUGGAGAAGUGAUGGCAGCAGGGUGACUGUAUUGUGCAAUGGUAGUUACCGCGUGUCAUCAGGACAAUGACUCCUUACACACUCAACAUGGUGUUUGAGAGGUUGACUUUUUUAAUGUACUGACUUGACCCCACAUCUCAGUCUCAGUAACUGAGCUCAGUCUGACUGGGAUGUGCUGCAGUGGUGUGUACUGUAAUUCAGUCCUUUUCAUUAUAGGUUUGAAUAUAUCAACAUAAAGUAUAUGGACUUCAUAUGGAGCCAUGUGACUCCUAACAGCAAAUACACUUUAUUAUUAGAACAUUAGCAUACUAAUGUUUUAGGGGAGGUAAUGUAACUCAGUAUAACUAUAGUAUAUGUUCAUUUUGAAAACAACCGUAACAAAGAAAGAACGGUUGUCUUUUAACAAUCAAUACAUGACUGUAACUAAACUCAUUAAACAAGGCACAGACACUUUAUAUCACAAUAUUUCUAAUUAAACAUUUUGGGGACAUUUUUGUUUGCCAGCAAUCAUUUUGGCAUCCAACAAGUUGUUUGAUUAAAGUCAUUCAUAAAGGGAGUUUCUUCUGUUUGUGUUUAGCUGUGUUCUUCUCUGUUCUGGGAACACGUAUAUGGUAUCUGCUUUAUUGUUUUUGUUUCUUGUGACAUACAUGCUAAUCAUGCCAUGCAAAUGAUGCUGAGAUUUGAAAUUGUGCUGUUAUUGUUACACUAAACUCUAUGAACGUUGUUUAUAGGUGUUCAUCGCUGGUGAAAGUGAUGUGACAUUGACUGGUGACAGUCAGUUUGCUAAGAUGGUUGUUGCCACAGAGAUUGUUUUUGAAAUGACGAAUAAAAGGCUAAGGAAUUUUGA